This is a messenger RNA of Clonostachys rhizophaga, 2139 nucleotides long. NCBI's taxonomy places the organism in Eukaryota, Fungi, Ascomycota, Sordariomycetes, Hypocreales, Bionectriaceae. The record is from the annotation of a GenBank genome assembly.
AUGGGUUCUUUGAUUGAACAUGCCGCAGAGGUUCCUCUGGCUGCCCCUUUGGCUCCUCUUGCCCCAACCAACGAUUUUACUCCCACGCAAUGGAGCGUAUUUCUAGCCAUUGCCGACACAGUCAUCCCGGCGAUUGAUACCGGUGGCUUAUUGUCAGCCCGUGAUGGAUUGGAAAAGAAAUACUAUGGAGAGCAGCCCUCAGAUAUCCCGGCCUUCAGAGAGCUCAUCCGGCGGAUGCUCUUCGAGGGGCUGCCUAAGAGCGAUUCCGACCAGCUUAGGCGCGUCCUAGAUAUACUUAGCUACUCUGCGGGAUCCCUAGUUCUCACAGGCCGAACCAGCGCCAUCAACAACCAGCCUCGGCAUGUACGAGAGCAGAUCCUCCUCUCCUGGAGCCAGUCGCGUUUUGCCGCCUUGCGCCUUCUCCAGCGACAACUUGUUUUCAUCACCAAACAGUGCUGGGCGCGGACAAGCCCGACAUUCUGCAGCUACGUGGGGAUCCCCCGCGUGCCAAUCAACUGCAAAGUGGCCAAGGGGUACGAUUUCGGCUUCCUCCAGAUACCGCCUGGCGAGGAGCCAGAGGUGAUCGAGACGGACGUGGUGAUCGUGGGGAGUGGCUGCGGGGGCGCGGUGUCCGCCCGUGUUCUUGCCGAGGCUGGGCUGAGGGUUCUGGUCGUUGACAAGGGAUAUUACUGGUCCCCGGAGUAUUUCCCCAUGGAACAAGAUACCGGCCCAAUCAAUCUGUUGAUGAAUGGCACUACCGAUGACGGGUCGGUCAUCAUCAUCGCUGGCCAGACUUGGGGCGGAGGAGGCACGAUCAAUUGGUCUGCCUCCCUCCAGCUCCCGGGCUACGUGCGCCGCGAAUGGGCCAACACGGGCCUCCCGUACUUCACAUCUUCGGCAUUCCAGGAUUCGUUUGAACGGGUCUCGGAGGCCAUGUCGGUCUCGACGGAGAACCUGCGCCACAGCAAGCCGAACCAGAAGCUGAUCAAGGGUUGCCAGCGUGUUGGAUGGUCGCAUGCCGAGGUGCCGCAGAACUGUGGUGGGGAGGAUCACUUCUGCGGCCAGUGCGGCAUGGGAUGCCGCUCUGGCGGGAAGAAGGGCCCUACGCAGGUAUGGCUUCCCAAGGCGUCGGCUGCGGGAGCAACAUUCAUGGAGGGCUUCGAUGUGACGAGGGUUACUUUCGAUGACAGCGUCCGAGGGGAGCGGAAGGCCACUGGCGUGGAAGGGAUCUGGAGGCCACGGGCAUCAGAAGCAGUUGGAUUCGACGCAAGCUCGUCGCCGCGCAAGGUUAUUGUGCGUGCGAAGAAGGUCAUCGUUUCCGGGGGGACAAUUCAAUCUCCGCUCCUCUUGCUACGUUCCGGUUUGAAGAACAGACAGAUUGGACGGAACUUGUAUCUUCAUCCGGUCGCUCUACUUGGAGCAGUGUAUGAUGAGGAGAUGGAUCCUUGGGAGGGGCCGAUCAUUUCAGCGGUAUGCACCGAGUUUGAGAAUAUCGAUGGGGCUGGGCACGGGGUGAAGUUGGAGACAACGAGCAUGCUGCCGUGGUCAUGGCUGGUAUGGGUCCCAUGGAAGAAUGGCCCCCAGUACAAAGAGGCGGCCGCCAAAAUGAAGAACACGGCAGGCUUCAUCAGCGUCUCCAAAGACAAGCAUACUGGCCGAGUGUACCCAGAUCCACAAGACGGUCGAUUCCGGGUUGACUACAGCCCAUCUCAGCUGGACAAGAGCCACAUCCUCGCAGGCUUGGAAGCUCUAGCACGGAUCAACUUUGAAGCAGGGGCUCGCGAAAUCUUCUCCUCUGUACCGACACUGGAGAGCUUUGUGCGCAGAGAAGGAGAGGAUGUGGCCACAACCGAGUUGGCUUUUCAGGAGUGGCUUGAGAAACUUCGGUCACAUGGUUUCCCUGCGCCCGAGACUGGGUUUGUAGCGGCGCAUCAAAUGGGCACCUGCCGCAUGUCUGCCUCGCCAAAGAAGGGCGUCGUGGACCCCAAGGGCCAGGUCUGGGGAACGAAGGGGCUCUACGUGAUCGAUGCGAGCGUGUUUCCCACGGCCAGUGGAGUGAAUCCAUUCUUGACUACGAUGGCAAUCGCGGACUCACUCAGCAGGGACAUUGCAAGGGGGUGGUCCAAAGAGAGGUUGUAA